AUGUGGACAAAGGAGGAAGAACGGUGCGAGGAAAUAUAUCAACAAACAACAAGGAGAGACGACACAGGGAGGUACGUAGUACAACUUCCUUUAAAGACAAACUUUGAAGACACUGUAAAAUCGUGUGGAGAUACAAAGCAUCAGGCAGUAGUGAGGCUACAUCAGCUGGAAAGAAAGUUCGCAAGGAACGAGAAUCUGAAAGCUGAAUACACUAAGGUAAUACACGAAUACUUACAGCUGGGCCACAUGAAGAAGGUAGACCCAGAAGAUGAAGAUAAUGCAGUAUAUCUAGCUCAUUGUGCUGUAAUAAGAGAAGAUAAAGAGACAUCGAAGCUGUGCAUAGUUUUUGACGCGUCAGCGAAGGCCCCAAACGGAUGUUCUUUAAACAGCAGCAUGAUGGUAGGACCUACAAUACAGCCAGACUUACGUAGUCUGGUAUUUAGAUGGAGAACUCACAAAAUCUGUGUUGUUGGCGAUAUUAUAAAGAUGUAUCGUCAGGUAAGAAUGGAUGACAAACACACAGACUUACAACGCAUUGUAUGGCGGGAUAACACAUCUGAAAGAAUAGAUAGUUAUAAGCUACUUACAGUUACAUUCGGUACAGCAGCGGCACCUCAUCCGGCUGUACGUACUCUUCAACGUUUGGCUGAUGAUGAACAAGACAACUACCCUCGAGGAGCGGCGGUAGUAAGAAACUCAUUCUACAUGGAUGACCUUAUGACAGGACACGAAGAUCUCGACGAAAUGAAAGAAACCUGUAAAGAAAUUAAGGCAUUACUAAAGGCAGGUGGUUUCGAGAUGCAGAAGUGGUCUAGCAACUCUGAAGAACUCCUGAAGGACUUGACUGAUGACUCGAAGACUCCGGAACCUGUAAAAGACAAGAAAGAAAUUAAAUUAGAUAAAAUAAUAAAGAUACUGGGACUUACCUGGGAUAGAAAGGAUGACAUUUUUCACGUUUCAGUAAACUUACCAGCGAUCAGGACACCUGUAACAAAAAGAGUAAUUUUAUCUGAUGUCGCUAGCUUAUUUGAUCCUUUUGGCUGGCUCUCACCUGUUGUAAUUACAGCGAAGAUCAUGAUCCAAAAAUUAUGGCUUUGUCAUUGUGGUUGGGAUGAUGAGCUAUCUUCACAGUUAGUUGACGAAUGGACGAGCUUCAGAGACGAACUACAAGAGCUGGAAACGAUUGAGAUUCCAAGAUGGAUCAAGAUGUCGUCUCGCUGCAAAGAAGUUGAUCUUCACGGGUUCUCUGAUGCCUCGACAUUUGCACUUGCAGCCGUUGUGUAUGCAAGAGUGGUAGACGAGCAUGAUGUUGUUCAUGUCACGAUGGUAGCUUCAAAGACAAAGGUAGCUCCCUGA
Molecule: messenger RNA, 1356 nt
Organism: Leguminivora glycinivorella
Lineage: Eukaryota; Metazoa; Arthropoda; Insecta; Lepidoptera; Tortricidae
Exons: 1
Coding region: 1-1356 (451 amino acids)
Source: RefSeq, a predicted model, not a curated record